Molecule: messenger RNA, 3770 nt
Organism: Chara braunii
Lineage: Eukaryota; Viridiplantae; Streptophyta; Charophyceae; Charales; Characeae
Source: the annotation of a GenBank genome assembly
GCCCCUCUCUCUCUGCACCCGUCUGUAGCCAUGUCCUUCCUUCGAUUACGUUUCUCCGUCGUCGUCUCCCCUCGCUGUCGACGGUAGCUGCACAGAUGUUCGUCCUUCUGCGUGCCUGAGCCAUGUCCUUCUUUCGAUAAGCCCACCUGUCUUUAUCUCGUUUGGCAGCGAUGGCGGCGAUGGCGGCUAGGGGGACAGGGGCGGCUAUGGUGGACUUCAUGGCGUGUUUGAAGCGGUCGAACUACCACUAUGCAUGGCAGGGGCAGGUGUGUAAUUUCCCUUCCGUGUCUGUCUUCUUCUCCCGCUCUCCUCCUCGCUUUCGUCAUCUAGUUGCGUGGUCAGUUUCGUUAGCCAUUAUGUCUGCGAUCUGCACUGCCGGGGCGACCGAGAGCGGGCGACCGGUCGCCCUCGAGGGCCAUUCUCCCACGUCCACCUCCGGCCCCGCUGGAGGUGAACUAGCUUUUCGGGGGCUCCCUCAGGCUAAGCCUAGCUUGGCUAUGGCGUCGACUUCCACGACUGCUCCCGCCGCCGACGGUAAACUGUCGUCUCGCCUCCUUCAGGCGAACCCUAGCUUGGCUAUGGCGUCGACGGAACCAGGUUUGUCAGAGACGCAGCCGUCCUCCUCCACGUUGACCCUGCUGAAUGACACACUAAUCACUUCUGGCGGAAUCGUGCUCCUGCAAUCGCCCGUGAAUCCCUUUCUCCCAUACGGACCCAAUGACGAUUCCAAUCAGAGGUUAUGUUAUACGGUGAUGUACGACAUAUUGACUGUUUCCAACUCGUCUAAGAUUUACUACAUUCUCUAUGAGUAUUGUAUCAUAGACAAUGAAUUAAGGCCUCAACGCUUCUCCAUCAGGAAAGCUGAUCUGGAAGAGGUCCAUCAAGGAUCGAAAACCCUCGCGGAGGAUGAAUUGAUCACCUAUUGGUGGCCAGAUACCGAAGCUCAAGGUCCGGCCUUAUCCAGGGGGUUCAUCCUUACCGCUUCAAAUGAUGCCAACGCUUCAAUGGCCAGCCUUUCGGGCAUGGAUGUCACAGCAAAUGAAGCGUACCUUAUCGUAUCGACUAGGGCGACAAACGGAGUGAGUGCGCCGUCCUUGGCGUCCAUCUCAACGAGCAAUGGCAGCCGAGUGUCCGUCAUCUCCCCAGUGGAUGGCGGCCUUAGCUUGAACCCGAAUAGUACACACCUUUUCCUCGCAGAUGGAGUUGUACCUUGUCGGAUCCUCUCCGCCGCCGUGGGGGAGUCGGGACUCCCCAUCAAUCCCGGCGAAUGGAAUACAGUCAGACAGUUUACGAGUAUGCUCAACGCAAACUUUGGGAGGCAGAGUUUCGUUGCUGAUGGGAGGUGUUUGUAUGUCCGAGACGAAUUCGGGGACCGAGUGUGGGGAAUCGAUCCGCUGACCUCCUCCUCGUCGUCCGCUGCCACUCUUGUCGCAGGCUCUGAGCUGCAUGGGUCUGACGAUGGCGAUGGGCUUAGUGCAUCCUUCGGCUCGGUGCUUGGUACCGUCACGACUGCCGAUGGCUGCAACGUAUUUGCCGCCGACUUCAAUAACGGCCUCCUGCGCUGGUUAAAGCUAGACUCGCCAUGCAGCACUGCGCGCCAAGUGGUCACGGUCGCCAAACACGCUAGCGAAGGCGUGCGCGCGGUGGCGCUUCAUGAAUACGGCGGCGAGCUGCUCUUGUACGUUUCCACCAGCGAUGGCGCCUUGUGGGCGCUCAAACUUAACAGAUCGGCACUGCAUGCUUGCGCACAUGCUGCGUCGACGACAGAAGACGAAACUCCUCCUCCUCCUCCUCCUCCUCCUCCUCCUGCUACCCCAGAGUCUCUCUCUCCCUCCUCCUCCCCCCCCAGUUCUCUAUCCUCCCCCUCCUCCAUCUCUCCGUCUCCUCAGUCUUAUACGGAAAGCAGUCCUCCUCCUGAAUCGCAAGGUCUCGACAAAAGGCAGUCCAAGACUUCUUCUUCCUCUCAGUCUCACAAUCUUGCGCUUGUCGUGGGGUUGCCCCUGUCCAGCCUUGCGCUCGUUUGCAGUGUCAUCUGCGUGGCGUACUUCGCGUGCAAAGCCUGCCGGGGGCAUGACGUAUGCAUCGGAAGGUCGAAAUCUCUUCCACGAAUGACAGGGACCCCCCCACCACCAACAACGGCGAUAGCGACAACCGGGGGUGUGUCAGGGGGGGAAGGCACGGGAGGGGUCGGGCACGGGGGUGGGGGUGGGGGUGGGGGUGGGGAGCCUAAGCCAGUCGAAGUGCAGCGCUUUCCGCUCGCAGUGCUUUCGCAUUGCACGGAUGGAUUCCGCCAAAGCCUUCGGAUUGGGGACAGGGGGGCUUUCGGUGACGUCUACUGGGGUUUGAUCGGCGGAAAUCAGCAAGUGGCAAUCAAGCUGAUGUCGGGGGAGCUUACCCCCGCCAAGCGCAGCAUGUUCGAGGCGGAAGUGAACACUCUCAGUCGACUCCAUCAUGCCAAUCUCGUCAGAUUGAUCGGGUACUGCGACGAGGGGAAGAGGUCCAUCCUUGUGUACCCCUACUUUCCAGGUGGCAGUCUGUACGCUCGGCUUCACGACGGAGAGAAAGCCGUUCCCGGUAAACCCCUUCUCCCAGCAUUGACGCUGGUCGAGCGGAUGUGCAUCGCCCUCCAGAUUGCCAAAGGGCUCGCCUAUCUUCACGAUGGAGCUGACCCUCCGAUCAUCCACCGGGACAUAAAGAGCAGCAACGUGCUUCUGGGCGAUGGCGCGGGGGAGAAGCUCCGCGUCGUCGUGGCGGAUUUCGGCCUCGCUACCAUCGGAGAGAGGGUGUUUGGGAGAGAACACGAGACGGUGGUGAAGAGCUCUCAUAUGGCAGGAACGUUCGGAUACAUGGCACCCGAGUACGUGCGGUCAGGGAUUGUCUCCGAGAAGAUGGACGUUUACGCUUUCGGCGUGAUCCUGCUGGAGCUGCUCACGGGGAGGAAGGCGGUGUCGCUCGCACCGUCUGGAGUCGGCUGGCUGACUCUCGUGAACUGGGCAAAGGCUCUUCUUGUAAAUCGCCAUGGGGGCCAAGCAGGCAUAAUGCUGUCCGAUUUUCUGGAUCCCUGCUUGAGGGAUGAGGCGGCGAGACUUGCCCUUGAGCACAUCGUGAUGGAGACUUUGCGCUUGGCAGCCGAAUGCCUUGCGGAUAACUACGAGUCUCGGCCGGCUAUGUGCACAUUAGCUGGCGCCAUCGCCGGCCUGCUGAACAGCGCGAACAUCGGUUGACAAGAGAGAGAGAGAGAGAGAGAGAGAGAGAGAGAGAGAGAGAGAGAGAGAGAGAGCGGCACACAAUGGAGUUCCGUGGCGGCUCAGAGUUGAGACAUCGCGUCCGCAUGGCUGAUGCAGAUGAGAAGCCGGUGGCGACGAUGCAGCGACCUCUGACCACGCACUCUUUUUUUUGCAUGACUAGUAGCUUUUGUUUUUUGCAUGACUACGUAGCUUUUGUUUUUUUGCAUGACUACGUAGCUUUUGUUUUUUUGCAUGACUACGUAGCCUUUGUUUUUUUGCAUGACUACGUAGCUUCUGUUUUUUUUGCAUGACUACGUAGCUUGUAAAAAGCGAAAGAAGAUGGGGUGGUGACAGGCUGUGAGGGUAGAAUGAGCAACGCUACGGUCGUCCACGCAAUACCACGUGGCGAGGGACGGUCAUUACCGCAGUCAGUACCUAGACUCAAAGGUGCCCCAAAUACCUAGCUUUAAUCCGCGCGUUCUAUUUUGCGCGGGAAGACGCGAUCAUGAAAGCCGUUCAAGACGAUAAAUGGCGGCCAGGCGG